Arabidopsis arenosa is the source of this 6676-nucleotide messenger RNA. The record is from the annotation of a GenBank genome assembly. NCBI's taxonomy places the organism in Eukaryota, Viridiplantae, Streptophyta, Magnoliopsida, Brassicales, Brassicaceae.
UCUCUCUAUGGAUCUGCUCUUUUUUCCACUUAAACUAAUGCUUUCAAAUGCUUUAAGAACCUGAAUUUCAGACUGUCUUAAAAAUCUCAGAGCUGCAUCAUCCAUUCUGAAGAAAAUGGCGGAUUCCGAAAGAUCAUCGUCAUCGCUGAUCAAUCCUAGAAAUGGUUUCUGUGUUGCAAACUCAACAUUGUACAGUAAACGCAACCCAUUGCAACUUCCAGCGAACAGCUCGCUUGACGUCACAACAUUUAUGUCCUCUCAAGCUCAUUGUGGCACUACUGCCUUCAUCGACGCGGCCACAGGUCACAGUAUAAGCUUCUCCGAUUUCUGGAGAGCCAUUGAUAGUGUCGCUGACUGUCUCCACCACGACAUUGGCAUAAGGAGAGGUGACGUCGUAAUAAUCCUCGCCCCUAACUCCAUCUCCAUCCCCGUCGUUAGCCUCGCCGUCAUGUCCCUAGGGGCCGUCAUAACCACCGCGAAUCCUCUCAACACUGCCAGUGAGAUCUCUAGACAGAUUGCAGACAGCAAGCCAAAGCUGGCCUUCACAACUCCUGAGCUAGCCCCCAAACUCGCCGCCUCCGCCGAUAUCUCUGUUGUCUUGACGGGGGACGAGGAGGAAGAGCGCGUGAGAUCCACUAGUGGAGUCAGGGUCGUUGGGGUUUUAAGUGAGAUGAUGAAAAAGGAACAGAGUGGUCCGCGAGUCAGGGACCGAGUUAACCAAGACGAAAAAGCGAUGCUGCUUUACUCGUCGGGAACCACAGGAAGAAGCAAAGGAGUGGAUUCGUCUCACAGAAACUUAAUCUCGCACAUAGCAAGAUACAUCGCCGAGCCAUUUGAGCCAAAUCAGACUUUCCUCUGCACCGUUCCGAUGUUCCACACCUAUGGAUUACUGAUCUGCGCCAUGGCCACCGUAGCAUUGGGUUCUACGGUGGUAAUUCUCCGAAAGUUUGAUCUCCACGAUAUGUUGGCGGCAAUCGAGAAAUACAGAGCCACGACUCUGGUUUUGGCGCCGCCGAUUCUGGUAGCUAUGAUCAACGGCUCAGAUAUUAUCAAGGCCAAGUACAAUUUGACCUCCCUGAAAACGGUUAGAUCCGGUGGAGCCCCGUUGAGCAAGGAGGUUACGGAGAGUUUUUUUGAAAAAUAUCCAACGGUUGAUAUUUUUCAAGCGUACGCUUUAACGGAAUCAAACAGCGCGGGAGCUUCCAUAGAUUCCGUGGAGGAAAGUCGGAGAUACGGUGCCGUUGGGAAGUUGUCGUCUGGCGUGGAAGCGACGAUUGUAGAUACGGGUUCGGGUCGGAUCUUGGGUGAGAACCAAACGGGCGAGCUUUGGCUCAAAAGUCCCUCCAUUGCAAAAGGUUAUUUUAGAAACGAAGAAGCUACAAAAGAAGCUUUUAAUUCAGAAGGAUGGCUUAAAACUGGAGAUCUCUGCUACAUCGACCAUGAUGGAUUUCUUUUUGUUAUUCAAACUGUCAAUGACAUGUACAAAUUCUUGCAAGAGUAUAACUCGAGCUUGCAGCUGUACAAUAGCAAACUCCAAGGUGAUCUCACUGAAGCUCAUGAAGAUAUAAAGCGAGGAGAGAAAGAACGGACGGGCAUUGUAGAGAGUAUUGUGAGGGAAGAGUUCAUGAGUGCUUUCAAGGAAGAGAAGCUUGAGAAAGUUCAGAAGGCUGUUGAAGGAUCUGUUGAUGAUUUGGAACUUCCAUUUCAAGUUUUUUCCAAGCUUGGAAGAUGGGUGAAUAGACUACAACUACUUUGUGGUAAUGAUGCAGAGAGCAUAAUGGGAGGACAUGUGAAGAUGGGUUUAGAGAACAUCAUUAGCAUUAAGAGCUUCAUCACAUGUACUCCUGAGAAAAAAAUGGCGGAUUCUCCGAUAUCUCUCAUUGAUCCCAGAAGCGGUUUCUGCAAAUCAAACUCUAUAUUCUAUAGUAAGCGCCAACCAUUGAGUCUCCCGCUAAAUCCUUCGCUUGACAUCACUACAUUCAUCUCCUCUCAACCGCACCGUGGCACAACCGUCUUCAUCGACGCUACCACGGGGCAAUGUUUAAGCUUCUCCGAUCUCUGGAGAGCUGUUGAUAAUGUCGCUGACUGUCUUUAUCAUGACGUUGGAAUACGGAGAGGCGACGUCGUCCUCAUCCUCUCUCCAAACUCAAUCUACAUUCCCGUAGUUUGCCUCUCCGUCAUGUCUCUCGGCGCCGUCGUCACCACCGCCAACACUCUCAACACCGCCGGCGAAAUCUCUAAACAGAUCGCCAACAGUAAUCCAACUCUCGUCAUCACCACUCGCCAGCUGGCACCCAAACUCUCCGCCGAUAUCUCCGUCGUCCUCAUCGACGACGAAGACCAGAAGCCUGUGGAGCUCACUCGCGUGGUCAGAGUCGUUGGGGUUUUGAGCGAGAUGGUGAAGAAAGAACCGAGUGGGAAACGAGUCAGAUACCGAGUCAACCAGGACGACACGGCGAUGAUGCUUUACUCGUUGGGAACCACGGGACCGAGCAAAGGAGUGAUCUCGUCUCACCGGAAUUUAAUAACUCAGGUGGCGAGAUUCAUAUCGGAUAAUUUGAAACGAGACGAUAUUUUCAUCUGUACUGUCCCGAUGUUCCACUCCUACGGGUUAUUGGCCUUCGCUAUGGCCACCGUAGCAUUAGGUUCGACGGUGGUGGUCCUCCGGAGAUUUCAGCUCCACGAUAUGAUGGAUGCGGUGGAGAAGCACCGAGCCACGAUUCUGGCUUUGGCGCCACCGGUUUUAGUAGCUAUGAUUAACGACGCAGAUCUGAUUAAGGCUAAGUACGAUCUGAGCUCACUGAAAACGGUGAGGUGUGGUGGAGCACCGUUGAGCAAGGAGGUGACUGAAGGGUUUCGAGAGAAAUAUCCGACGGUUGAUAUACUUCAGGGGUAUGCUUUGACGGAAUCCAACGGCGGAGGGGCUUUCACGAAUUCAGUGGAGGAAAGCCGGAGAUAUGGCACGGCGGGGAUGUUGACGUCUGAUGUGGAGGCGAGGAUCGUGGAUCCGAAUACGGGUCGGGUCUUGGGAAUUAACCAAACGGGUGAGCUCUGGCUCAAGGGUCCUUCAAUUUCUAAAGAGGUGCCUCCAGCUGAACUAGAAGCUCUUCUAAUUACUCAUCCAGACAUUCUCGAUGCCGCCGUUAUUCCGUUUCCGGAUAAAAAAGCAGGACAGUAUCCGAUGGCAUAUGUGGUACGAAAACAUGAGAGCAAUCUCACUGAGAAACACGUUAUUGACUUCAUCUCUAAGCAGAAAAUGGCGUAUCCUGAGAGAUCUCUCAUUGUUGAUCGCAGAAGUGGUUUCUGCAAAUCAAACUCCACAUUCUAUAGCAAGCGCAACCCAUUGUGUCUCCCGCCAAAUCCGUCGCUUGACGUCACAACUUUCAUCUCCUCUCAACCACACCGCGGCACCACCGCCUUCAUCGACGCCGCCACGGGCCACCGCUUAAGCUUCUCCGAUCUCUGGAGAGCCGUCGAUCGCGUCUCCGAAUGUCUCCAAAACGAAAUCGGAUUACGGAGAGGCGACGUCAUACUCAUCCUCUCUCCAAACUCAAUCUACAUCCCCAUCGUUUGCCUCUCCGUCAUGUCUCUCGGCGCCGUCGUCACCACCGCCAACACUCUCAACACCUCCGGCGAAAUCUCCAAACAGAUCGCCGACAGUAAUCCAACUCUCGUCUUCACCACGCUCCAACUGGCACUCAAACUCUCGGCCGCUAUCUCCGUCGUCCUCACCGACGACGAAGACGAUAAGCGCGUGGAGCUCACUAGCGGAGUCAGAGUCAUUGGGAUUGUAAGCGAGAUGAUGAAAAAAGAACCGAGUGGUCAACGAGUUAGGGACCGAGUCAACCAGGACGACACGGCGAUGAUGCUUUACUCGUCGGGAACUACAGGACCGAGCAAAGGAGUGAUCUCGUCUCACCGGAAUUUAAUCGCUUACGUGGCGAGAUACAUCGACGAUAAAUGGAAACGAGACGAGAUAUUCGUAUGUACCGUCCCGAUGUUCCACACCUUCGGGUUAUUGGCCUUCGCUAUGGGCAACGUAGCGUCGGGUUCGACGGUGGUGAUCCUCCGGAGAUUCGGGCUCGAAGAUAUGAUGCAAGCGGUGGAGAAGUACAGAGCCACGGUUCUGACUUUGGCUCCACCGGUUUUGGUAGCUAUGAUUAACGGUGCAGAUCAGCUCAAGGCCAAGUACGAUUUGACCUCCCUGAGAAAGGUUAGGUGUGGUGGAGCGCCGUUGAGCAAGGAGGUUACGGAUAGCUUCCUAGAGAAAUAUCCAACGGUUUAUAUUUUUCAAGCGUACGCUUUAACAGAAUCGCACGGUUCAGGAGCUUCGACGGAAUCGGUGGAGGAGAGUCGUAGAUGCGGUGCGGUGGGGUUGUUGUCGUCCGGUGUUGAAGCAAGGAUUGUGGAUCCUGAUAUGGGUCGGGUCAUGGGUGUGAACCAACCCGGCGAGCUCUGGCUCAAAGGCCCUUCUAUUUCUAAAGGUUAUUUCAGAAACGAAGAAGCUACAAAUGCAACUAUAAAUCUAGAAGGAUGGCUAAAAACUGGAGAUCUCUGCUAUAUCGAUGACGAUGGUUUUCUUUUUAUUGUGGAUCGAUUGAAAGAACUGAUCAAAUACAAAGGCUACCAGGUGCCUCCAGCUGAACUAGAGGCUCUUUUGAUCACUCAUCCAGACAUUCUUGAUGCUGCUGUUAUUCCGUAUCCGGACAAAGAAGCAGGACAAUAUCCGAUGGCUUAUGUGACGCGAAAGCCUGAGAGCAAUCUCUCUGAGAAACAAGUUAUUGACUUCAUCUCUAAACAGCCUAGUUUUGUUGAAGUUGAACCGGAUUUCGAAGUUGUGGAGAAAAAGUCCGUUAACAUGGCGGUUAAACACGGCGGCGACGGCAGCGAAAUCGGAUCCAAAAUUCUGACGAUAGAUCGGAAAAGCGGUUUCUGUGAAUCAACUUCGAUUUUCUACAGCAAACGUGAGCCAAUGGCUCUCCCGCCAAACCAAUUUCUCGACAUCACGUCUUUCAUUUCGUCACAGCCUCAUCGCGGUAAAACCGUAUUUGUCGACGCCGUCACCGGUCGUCGUCUUAGUUUCCCCGAGCUCUGGCUCGGUGUCGAAAGAGUUGCGGCUUGUCUUUACGCAUUAGGUGUACGCAAGGGAAAUGUCGUCAUUAUACUCUCUCCAAACUCAAUCCUCUUCCCGAUCGUCUCCCUCUCCGUAAUGUCACUCGGCGCAAUCAUCACCACCGCUAAUCCGAUCAACACUUCCGACGAAAUAUCCAAACAGAUCGGCGAUUCUUGUCCUGUUCUCGCCUUCACCACAUGCCAACUCCUCUCCAAACUCGCCGCCGCGUCGAAUCCGAAUCUCCCGGUGGUUCUCAUGGACGAAAACCACGUGCAUUCACAAACUCACGGUGAACGCGUGAAAAUAGUCGGGAGGUUAGAGACGAUGAUUGAAACGGAACCGAGUGAGUCACGAGUUAAGCAACGAGUCAACCAGGACGACACGGCGGCUCUGUUAUACUCAUCAGGUACGACGGGGACGAGUAAAGGAGUAAUGCUGAGUCACCAUAACCUAAUCGCAUUGGUACAAGCAUACCGGGCCCGGUUCGGUUUAGAGCAGCGAACCGUUUGCACAAUCCCAAUGUGUCACAUAUUCGGAUUCGGUGGUUUCGCGACGGGGCUAAUCGCGUUGGGUUGGACAAUCGUGGUUCUUCCCAAAUUCGAUAUGGCUCAGCUUCUCUCGGCGGUGGAGAUUCACCGUUCUUCGUACCUUUCUCUUGUACCGCCGAUUGUGGUCGCUAUGGUUAACAGAGCAAAUGAGAUCAAUUCCAAGUAUGAUCUGAGCUCGUUGCACACUGUGGUGGCUGGAGGAGCUCCGUUGAGUAGAGAAGUGACGGAGAAGUUCGUUGAGAAUUAUCCGACGGUUAAGAUUCUACAAGGGUAUGGUUUGACUGAGUCAACGGCUAUAGCUGCUUCUAUGUUUAAUAAGGAGGAGACUAAUAGGUAUGGAGCCUCUGGAUUACUGGCUCCAAAUGUGGAAGGUAAGAUUGUGGAUCCGGAUACGGGUCGGGUUUUGGGUGUGAAUCAAACGGGUGAGCUGUGGAUUCGAAGUCCCACUGUGAUGAAAGGUUAUUUCAAGAACGAAGAAGCUACUGCUUCUACUAUUGAUUCAGAAGGAUGGUUGAAAACUGGAGAUUUGUGUUACAUUGACAGUGAUGGGUUUGUCUUUGUUGUUGAUAGAUUAAAGGAGUUGAUCAAAUGCAACGGUUAUCAGGUUGCUCCAGCUGAACUAGAGGCAUUGUUGCUUGCUCAUCCAGAGAUUGCUGAUGCAGCAGUAAUACCCAUCCCUGACAUGGAAGCUGGGCAAUAUCCAAUGGCAUAUAUAGUAAGAAAAGCUGGAAGUAACUUAUCGGGAAGCGAUAUUAUGGGAUUUGUCGCAAAACAGGUAUCACCGUACAAGAUGAUUCGCAAAGUCACAUUUUUGGCUUCAAUCCCCAAAAAUCCUUCUGGCAAGAUUUUAAGAAGAGAACUUAUAAAGCUCACAACUUCAAAGCUCUAGCAGGAAGCUCUGUCACCAUCCUUAGCUCGCACUUCAGGGUUAGUUAACCUGUUUGUUUGGUUUAAAUGUUAAGUUACUUCUUCUACAGAUAUCUUUGUCAAAACUGAAUAAUGAUAUACAAACUGA